Rhopalosiphum maidis (corn leaf aphid) is the source of this 1326-nucleotide messenger RNA. RefSeq lists its product as uncharacterized. The transcript has 4 exons. The coding region runs from base 1 to 1326 and encodes 441 amino acids. NCBI's taxonomy places the organism in Eukaryota, Metazoa, Arthropoda, Insecta, Hemiptera, Aphididae. The record is from RefSeq and is a predicted model, not a curated record.
AUGAAUCCUUUUGUAAAAGAUGGAUUUUCAAAUUGGAAGAAGGGCGAUGAAAGAAUUAGUGGUCAUGAAAACAGUUCUGUACACCAGGUAUGCACGAUGAAAUGGCUUCAUCAAGAAAAUUAUUGGAUCGAUAUUUUAAAACGUGUUUUUGAAGCUAUUCGUUUUCUUUCGACACGAGGUCUUGCAUUUCGAGGUAGUCAUGAAGUGAUUGGAGUUACGGAUAAUAGUAGUUAUUUAGGAAUACUUGAGUUGAUUGCUAAAUUUGAUCCUGUGUUGAUAGCACACAUAGAAAAUUAUGUGUUUGAUCACAUUGUUGAUGAAAUUAUUAAAUCUAAGUAUUUUGGUAUUGUCGUUGAUUCAACUCCAGAUCUUGCCCAUAUUGAUAAGCUGUCGAUAAUCAUACGUUAUUGUUUGAAUGGUACAGUACAUGAACGAUUUCUUGGCUUUGUCUCUUUUCAUAGUCUUACUGUUGAAGCUCUAGGCUGCAAUGAAGUAUUAUUAAGAAACAGUAAAAAAAGUAGUAAGACUUUAAGAAGUCUCUCCAGUAUACGGUGUUCUUGUCGUAAUGAUGCUAUUGAAGCAUUAGCUGGUAAUUAUGAUGAGAUAUACAAUACGUUAUCUGACAUUUCUAAAGAUAUGAAUGAAAAUGCUUACACUCGUUAUGAUGCCAAUUUAAUUAAGAAAAAGUUAAUAAAAUUAGAAAUAGCUUUUAUGACUAUUUUUUGGAAAUGUGUUCUAGGCAGAUUCAAUGCUACAAGUGUUUAUUUACAAAGAAUUAAAAUUGAUAUGGUUACUGGUAAUAGUAUGCUACAAUCGUUGAUAACAUUUGUUGAUGAACUCAGAAAUGAUUUUGACGCAAUUGAAAAUAAAGCAAAAAUAUCGAGUCUCUCAGUUAAUAAAGAAUGGUCUAAUGAAGGAAAAAACAAACGUAAAAUUAUUCAAAAAUAUUCGGAUGGUACUACAGGUCAUGAGAGUUUAAAAGGUAGAGAUACAUUUAGAGUCAACACUUUUUUUGUUAUCAUUGAUAAAUUGCAAACCGAAUUAAAAAAACGUAGCUCAGCUUAUGACAAUAUAACAAACUUUUUUGGAUUUUUGACUCGCUUGGACGUGAUUGAUGAUAAUUUAUUGAAAAAAUCCGUAAAUAAUUUAGUCAAAGUUUACUUUCGUGAUCUAGAAGAAAGUCUAUACGACGAUUUGAAACAAUUCAUUGGUAUAGUUAAAGUGAAGGAAGAUAAUAAAUUAAUAAAAAACCCGGUUAACAUGUUACAAAUGAUUGUUGAAGAUAAUCUCUCGGGCGUUUUUUCACAUAUUUAUGUAGCGUUCUGA